Messenger RNA from Diachasmimorpha longicaudata, 2323 nucleotides. It is a transcript of the gene Cyp303a1, whose product is annotated as probable cytochrome P450 303a1. The transcript has 10 exons. The record is from RefSeq and is a predicted model, not a curated record. Gene Ontology annotation, biological process: xenobiotic metabolic process. Gene Ontology annotation, molecular function: heme binding; oxidoreductase activity, acting on paired donors, with incorporation or reduction of molecular oxygen, reduced flavin or flavoprotein as one donor, and incorporation of one atom of oxygen; iron ion binding. The coding region runs from base 44 to 1774 and encodes 576 amino acids. Gene Ontology annotation, cellular component: intracellular membrane-bounded organelle; cytoplasm. NCBI's taxonomy places the organism in Eukaryota, Metazoa, Arthropoda, Insecta, Hymenoptera, Braconidae.
AAAGCAACUUCCACCAACAACUUGAUGCAGUUCUCACUAUACCAUGAACGACUUCCUUUCCAUGGCGUCUGGGUUGAUCCCAUCAUCCCUAUUAUUCGUAGUUUUAAUGCUGCUGCUCCUAUACUGGGGCUCGCGAAAACCGCAAGAUUAUCCUCCAGGACCGAAGUGGUGGCCCUUCCUGGGAUGCGCCUUAGAAAUCGCAAGACUCCGCAAGAAAACUGGCUAUCUUCACGAGACCUGUACACUGUUGGGGAAAAAAUAUGGCCCAAUCGUGGGAUUAAAAAUUGGGACCGAUAAAAUUGUUGUGCUUAAUACUUACGAGAGCAUGAAAUCAAUGUUGAUGAAUGAGGAUUGCGACGGAAGACCCAUUGGGCCCGUGUAUGAGUCACGAACUUGGGGAAAGAGACGCGGAGUUCUGGUGACAGACGGAGUCCUCUGGAGCGAGCAGAGGCGCUUCGUCCUGCGUCACCUCCGAGAUUUCGGCUUUGGAAAGAAUAAUAUGGCGACAUUAAUUGGAGAGGAAGCUAGGCACCUAGUGAACAGCCUAUUGCAUCAAUUAGAAAUGACAUCAAUCAACCGAAAACCUGUGAAAUCUGUCAACAACAUGAAAAAUAACGGGGUAAUUUACCAGUUGUGCGGUCAAGAUCUGAAGAAAAAAUCCGAAGAAGACAACGGAAGUAUUAUUGAUCCUCAUGACCAAUGCUUGAAGAAAAGUAUCAAGAUUGAGGACAUGUACAUGAAGGCGGAGGAUUACGUUGAUGUUUGGCGAGUUUCUCAGGCUUCGGAAAUGGUUAUUCAGAUGGACGAAGUCUUCGGGGUUCCCAUUCUGAAUACUUUGUGGAGAAUGAUGGCGGGAAAAAGGUACAAUGUGGAUGACAGACGACUAAAUCACCUCCAGAGAAUCCUGACGACUCUCUUCAAGGCAUGCGAUAUGAUCGGCUGUUUGUUUGGGCAUUUUCCCAUUCUAAGAUACAUAGCACCUGUUGCUUCCGGAUAUAAACAAUUCAUGGAGAUUCAUCAGCAGUUAUGGAGUUUCUUGAAUGAAGAAUUGGUGAAUCACAAGAAGACGUUUGAUCCAGAUGUACCGAAAUGUCUGAUGGAUGCGUAUUUGAAAAUUCUACAGUCUGAGUCUCAUAACGAAACAUUUUCAGAAUUACAAUUACUCGCCAUUUGGGUGGAUUUAUUCAUGGCAGGAUCGGAAACAACAACAAAAGCCCUGAACUUCUGUUUCCUGUACCUCGUGCUGUAUCCUGAGGUGCAGAGAAAAGCCCAGGCGGAAAUUGACAGAGAAAUUGGAAGGGAACGAUUUCCAUGCCUGUCUGACCGACCCAGAAUGACGUACGUGAAUGCAAUUACUCUGGAAUCCAUCCGAAUAUUUAUGGGAAGGACCAUGAAUAUUCCUCACAGGGCGCUGAAGGACACUUAUAUCAUGGGCUAUCGAAUACCAAAGGACACAAUGCUAGCAGCAAAUUUCAGCAGGAUCUUAAUGAGCGACGAGUUCUACGACGAUCCCGAAGUAUUCCGACCCGAAAGGUUCAUCGAUUCCAGAGGAAAUAUUUCCGUUCCAGAGCAAUAUAUGCCGUUUAGUACCGGUAAACAUCAUUGCAUGGGUGAGGUCCUGGCUAAAAGUAACAUUUUUGUCUUCACCGCAGCAUUACUACAGACUUUUACAUUCUCAGUGGCACCUGGUGAGGAAAAACCAACCACCGGUUUCACUGAUGGUGUAACAGCCAGUCCAUUGCCAUUCAAAGUCCGAAUAACUAGGAGAUAUUGAAGUAAUUAUAUUACUGGAAUGAAAAAAUGUUCUUUUUACUAUGAAUUAUGAAUUUUUGUGCCAGAAUUUCUGUGGGGAUCGCUUUCAUUGCACCCGAUGUCUAGUCACAAAGGCCAUUUUAACAUUUGCUCGAUGAGAAAUUGUAAUUUCAUCUGCGAAUUCACGACAGCGAAAAUUUUCUUUUUUAUUGAUUGAUUAGUGGGGUAACUGACAGUGUCACUGCAUGACUCAAUUCUUCCUCGUACUUUAUUAUACAAUUUCACUCUAUUAAAGUACAUAUAUAUUAUCAAUUCAUUAUUUCUCCAAUCAGAAUAUGUACAUACAUCAACAGAUAGAAAAAUUUACACUCGCAUUAAAAUAUUUUCCAGUUAAUUUGAGAUAUAAUAGGUUUACAGAGUAAUUUUAGUUACCAUCACAAUGUUAUAUUAGCAAUAAUUGCUUUAUCUUAAUUAAAACUGACCGUCGAGACAUUCAUACUGAUAAUAAAUAAUGCUACAUUUGAAGGAUUUUUUGUAAAUAAAAUUCAGUGUUCUCGCUGAAGGAAACAAG